Diospyros lotus (date-plum) is the source of this 2365-nucleotide messenger RNA. Its product is annotated as putative pentatricopeptide repeat-containing protein At3g01580. Gene Ontology annotation, molecular function: RNA binding; protein binding. The coding region runs from base 1 to 2307 and encodes 768 amino acids. Gene Ontology annotation, biological process: RNA modification. The transcript has 2 exons. The record is from RefSeq and is a predicted model, not a curated record. NCBI's taxonomy places the organism in Eukaryota, Viridiplantae, Streptophyta, Magnoliopsida, Ericales, Ebenaceae.
AUGGGUAAUGAGCAUGAAUGUGAGAGAAGUUUUAUCACUCUUGCUUCUUCAUACGCUCUCAAAAUUGGUUCACUUUGUCAUGGCUCUUUGCGUCUUCGCUUCGCUUCCAUCUUCGUUGCUUCACUCUUCAAUCCUUCGAUCCAAAAAUCUUCUUUUCUACUUCAAACCCAUCUCCUGAAAACCCAAUGCCACAGCCCGGAGCCUCCCAUCUCAUCUUCUUCUUCUUCUUCUUCUUCUUCUUCUUCUUCUUCUUUAAUCCUGCACUCUUGCGAAGAGCUCCAAGCUCUGAAAAAGGCCCACGCCUUGCUUGUGGUUUCAAACAGUUUCAGACCCGUUUCCAUUGCUUCAAAGCUCAUCUCUCUGUAUGCACGCUUUGGUGACCUGGAGAGUGCUCUUGCAGUAUUUGAGGCAGUCGAAGAACCCAGUAUCAUCGUCUGGAAUUCAAUCGUCAAGGCCCAUGUUGAUUGGGGUGCAGGCGAUUCGGCCUUUUGGCUUUAUCGGCGAAUGCGAAAGUUGGGCGUUGAACAUGACGGUUUCACUCUCCCAAUAUUGAACAAGGCGAUUUUGUUGCUUCAGAAUGGUAUUCUGUACAGAGGAAUUGUUCAUUGUUUGGGAAUUAAGAUGGGUUUUGAAUCGGAUGUCUGUUUUAGCAAUACAAUAAUGGAUGUUUACGCGAAAUGGGGGUACACCGGCUCUGCCUGUCAACUGUUCGAGGAAAUGUCUCACAGGGAUUUGGUGUCUUGGACGUCCAUGAUUUCAGGUUAUGUUUAUGUAGAAAAUAUGAUUGGUGCUUUCAAAUUGUUCCAUAAGAUGCGGUUUGAGUUGGAACCCGGUCCAGUGACGAUGUUGGUUCUCUUUCAAGCUUGUUGUUCCUCUGGAAGCCUGGUUGAAGGAAGGCAAUUGCAUGGUUUUGUGAUUCGAGUUGGGUUCCUGAUUCACGGGUCUCUGCGAAACUCCAUUUUGAAAAUGUAUGCUAAUAUCGGUACAGUUGACGAGGCAGAGAACUUUUUCAGUGAAAUUCAUACAAUGGACGUUGUUUCCUGGAACAUUUUGAUUGCUUCAUACAUUUCAAGAGAGGAUGUUGAGGAAAUUGCUGGGUACUUCAACAGGAUGCAGGGUGAAGUGAGGCCUAGCAUUGAGACAUUGACCUUAGUUAUUUCAGCUUCUGCAAAGAGUGGGGAUCUCUCUCAAGGUGAAAGAAUACAUGGCUUUGCUAUUAAAACUGGACUCUUUGACAGUGUUCUGCAAACUUCGUUGCUGGAUUUUUAUGCCAAGUCUGGGGACUUGGAGAAAUCAGCUCGAAUGUUCUUUGAAAUUCCCUUCAAGAACAGCGUUACACGCAAUGCUAUGAUGUCGGGUUAUAUUGCUGGUGGCCAUUUUAAAGAGGCCAUUGAAUUGUUCCGGCAAAUGCAAGAUGUGGGGCUGGAACUGGGAGCUGACAUAUUAAGUAACCUUGUUGUUAUGUAUGCUCAUAUGGGUGCCCUACAACUCGGCAAGGGAAUACAUGCUUACUUCUUAAAGAAUCUCUUCUCCAUAUCUGAGGAAGAUUAUGCUGCCUUAGAAACCUCUAUCCUAAACAUGUACAUAAGAUGUGGAAGCAUUUCAUCUGCUAGAAUCUGUUUCAGCAGAAUAGCGGCUGCAGAUCUUGUGACAUGGACAUCGAUGAUUGAAGGCUUCGGUUCCCAUGGCCUCGGUGCUGAAGCCUUGCAACUCUUCCAUCAGAUGGUGGGGGAAGGAUUGGAGCCGAACAGCGUCACCUUCUUAAGCUUACUAUCAGCUUGCAGCCACUCUGGCCUUCUGAAUGAAGGGUGUGGAGUCUUUCACUGGAUGAAAUGGAGGUUCAGCAUUGAACCUGAUCUGAAUCACUACACUUGCAUUGUGGAUCUGUUGUGUCGAUCUGGGAAGCUCAAAGAGGCGUUCGCUAUGAUUCUGAGAUUGGUCUCGUCUCCAGAUGGUAGGAUCUGGGCUGCCCUCCUUUCGGCGUGUCGAGUAUAUGGGAACCAAAAACUUGGGGAAUUUGCGGCUCACAGGCUCUUGAAGUUGGAAACUGAUAAUGCUGGAUAUUAUACUUUGCUCAGUAAUCUUCAAGCUAUUGCUGAUAGAUGGACUGAAGUUGAAGAUAUAAGGAGAUGUAUGAAGGAGAAUGAUUUGGUGAAGAAGCCGGGAUGGAGCUGCAUUGAAGCCAAAGGAUCUGUUCAUGGUUUUGUUUCUGGAGAUAGAUCACACCCUCAAAUGGUUGAAAUAUAUGAGGUUGUUGAAGUUUUGAGUAGAAAAAUACAUGAAUUUGGGCAUGCAUUGGAUAGUUGAUUUAAUGAUUUAUUUCAAUUCAUUCAUAUAUUCAUUUUCUCUCUUCAAAAUUGCUUGU